AUGGACCUGGCUUCGCGGGUGGUGUCAGCCGUCACCCGUGCCGCCGAGUCACCCGAAAUGACGAAGCCUCCUAGGAUAGGCAUGGUGGUCGAUGUUUCCGACGCGAAAUUCAUUGGCGGCUUCAUUCCAUCCCUGGUGGAGAGGCAACUAUACCCGUAUUCACGUCCGGAGUUCCUCUACUUCUCGGAGGACGAGGUCCUUCUUUCUGCCGAUCAACGAGUUCGCCCCGUGUUGUGUCCAAAAUAUUCAUCCAGGAUGCCUCUUUAUGCUGGUUACGCUGAAGUUAUCAAUGCAGGGAAGACGUUAAAAAACGAAGAUCAGGCCUCAGCAAGAAUUAUGACUCUUCUGCAACAAGGUUGUGAUGCUGAACCAUCGCAAUUGGCAGCAGGUUCAAGAGUUGAAGCCGCUUUCUUUGCCAUAUUCGAUGGACAUGCCGGAACUGGAGCAGCUUUGGUUGCUGCUCGUUGUUUGCAUGAACACGUGAAGGCUCGAUUAAGUGAAGUGCUGGAAUUGAUCUUACAGCUGGAUCGAAGUGAAACGCUUCUGUCUGGAAGAUCACGUUCAGAUUCGUCCUACAGUAUCUCUAAGGUACAGGUGGAGGCUGAGUCAAUCCGAUGUGACGAACUAGUGAUCGGCGCUUUAGAAGGAGCCUUUGUAGACAUGGAUUCUCAAAUUGCUGAAGACAAGCAGACCUGGAGAAUCAGUGGUGGAUGUGCCGCCAUAGCAGUACUUGUACUGCUAGGAAAACUGUAUGUGGCAAAUGCGGGUGACUGUCGAGCUGUGCUGGCGACGGAGAAGAGUUCGCGACCACUUAGUUCCGACUUCACUCCCGCUACUGAACGAAAGAGACUGCAAAGCCUUGCAUAUCAGAACCCCGAGCUUAUUGGUAACUGCUUCUCUCGUUUGGAAUAUUCCCGACCAUUGACAAAGAAAGAUCUGAAGACAAAGGUUCUCUACAGGGAUUGGUUCAUGGAUGGUUGGGCUUCAAAAACAGUCAAGGAAAGCGAUCUGAGGCCUCCGUUGAUCAGCCAGUCGUCAAAAAAGAGACGCCUCUUGAACACCAUUGGAGUGUCUCGAGGCUUUGGAGACCAUCAUUUGUUCACGAUGGACGAUCACCUACCUAUUAAGCCUUUCCUCUCUUCCGUUCCGGAGGUUCAAGUUUACGAUUUACGCAAGCUGGACGUUCUAACGGAUAAAGACGUUCUUAUCAUAGCAUCGGAUGGUCUAUGGGACGUUUUGAGUAACGAAGAUGCUGGUCUUAUCGUUCGCUCAUCAUUAUCGGCAACUGAACAGAACGAACAGUCAAGGUACAGCAUGGCUGCCCAAGAACUGGCUAGUGCUGCGAGAGGUUGCCCAAGUGGGAGUAAUGGUCACCGAUGGAUGAUGAGCAGUGGAGGUAGCGCUUCUACGGACGAUAUAACCGUGACAAACACGAGGUGCUAUUUUAUUUCUUUAUUUACGUACAAGCCGGCGGAUUUCGCCUUCCUCAGAGCCUGGAAAGGUUAA
Messenger RNA from Angiostrongylus costaricensis, 1506 nucleotides. The record is from the annotation of a GenBank genome assembly. Lineage: Eukaryota; Metazoa; Nematoda; Chromadorea; Rhabditida; Metastrongylidae.